ACGAUUGUAAUCCUGACCCCUGUGAGAAUAGAGGAACUUGUACUGAUAGAGUGAACGACUAUACUUGUGCCUGCGAAAUGGGCUAUGCUGGAAAAGAUUGCGAAACAAAUAUCGACGAUUGUAAUCCUGACCCCUGUGAGAAUAGAGGAACUUGUACUGAUAGAGUGAACGACUAUACUUGUGCCUGCGAAAUGGGCUAUGCUGGAAAAGAUUGCGAAACAAAUAUCGACGAUUGUAAUCCUGACCCCUGUGAGAAUAGAGGAACUUGUACUGAUAGAGUGAACGACUAUACUUGUGCCUGCGAAAUGGGCUAUGCUGGAAAAGAUUGCGAAACAAAUAUCGACGAUUGUAAUCCUGACCCCUGUGAGAAUAGAGGAACUUGUACUGAUAGAGUGAACGACUAUACUUGUGCCUGCGAAAUGGGCUAUGCUGGAAAAGAUUGCGAAACAAAUAUCGACGAUUGUAAUCCUGACCCCUGUGAGAAUGGAGGAACUUGUACUGAUAGAGUGAACGACUAUACUUGUGCCUGCGAAAUGGGCUAUGCUGGAAAAGAUUGUGAAACAAGAGCACUCUAA
Strongylocentrotus purpuratus (purple sea urchin) is the source of this 575-nucleotide messenger RNA. Its product is annotated as delta-like protein C. The coding region runs from base 78 to 575 and encodes 165 amino acids. The record is from RefSeq and is a predicted model, not a curated record. The transcript has 6 exons. Gene Ontology annotation, molecular function: calcium ion binding; Notch binding. NCBI's taxonomy places the organism in Eukaryota, Metazoa, Echinodermata, Echinoidea, Camarodonta, Strongylocentrotidae. Gene Ontology annotation, biological process: Notch signaling pathway.